Molecule: messenger RNA, 681 nt
Organism: Vicia faba (fava bean)
Lineage: Eukaryota; Viridiplantae; Streptophyta; Magnoliopsida; Fabales; Fabaceae
Source: the annotation of a GenBank genome assembly
AUGGAUCGCACACAAAUUCUUCUUGUUGGUUUACCUAUCUUCCUUUUCUUCACUGACAUCAUCAACCUUUUCUCUCCUUCACCGCCUCCCAAAUCAUCUCAUCACAACCCAAUCCCUCAACCCCAACCUCAACAACCGCAUCUUCAACAACAACCACUUGAUUUUCCCACUAAGAAACAGAGUGGAUUUGACCCAAUUGUUGCUGGCCCAGUUGGUAUUGGUAACACUGUGAGCAUUGAUUUCUGCAUUUCUUGUUCUUACAAGGGAACUGCAGUAACAGUAAAAAACAUGCUGGAAUCUUUAUUUCCUGGGAUUAAUGUUGUUUUGGCUAACUAUCCACCUCCACUUCCGAAGCGUGUUAUUAGCAAAGUAAUUCCAGUGAUACAAACUGGAAUUAUUAUAGCUAUAACGGCAGGUGACCAGAUAUUCCCGAGAUUGGGGGUGACACCACCACAAUUAUACUACUCCUUGCGUGCCAAUAAGUUUAGAAGUAUUGCCAGCACCUGGCUUCUUGCAAAUUUCGUUCAAUCCUUCUUACAGAGUUCUGGUGCUUUCGAAGUAUAUUUCAAUGGCGAAUUGGUUUUCUCCAAGUUGAAGGAGAACAGAUUCCCCGGCGAGUUUGAGUUGAAGGAACUUAUUGGUAAUAGAAUCGUUGGAGUGAGACUGCUUGAGUUGAAGUGA